UCCCCUGCAGACUGAACAGCAUGGCACAAAGCGCCCAGAACCAUCUUCUGCUAAAAGUUUGAUUGAUAUAGGCACUCGUCGGAUCUUCUCGUCGGACCAUGAUAUCUUCAGGGAGAGUGCCAGGAAGUUCUUUCAGGAAGAAGUGCUACCUUUUCACACGGAAUGGGAGAAGGACGGCCAGGUGAGCAGGGAGCUCUGGGAAAAGGCUGGACAGCAGGGUUUGCUGGGUGUUGCUAUUGCUGAAAAACAUGGAGGCAUCGGGGCGGAUAUUCUGUCUUCAGCCGUGGUCUGGGAGGAGCAGAUGUACGUUAACUGUACGGGCCCAGGAUUCAGCCUUCACUCAGAUAUAGUCAUGCCCUACAUUGCAAACUAUGGCUCUGAAGAACAGAUUAAACGCUUUAUCCCCGAAAUGAUCGCAGGCAAGUGUAUUGGAGCUAUCGCCAUGACAGAACCUGGGGCUGGCAGUGACUUGCAGGGAAUACGAACAUACGCGAAAAAAGAUGGAAGUGACUGGAUUCUUAAUGGCAGCAAGGUAUUCAUCACUAAUGGUUGGAUGAGCGACGUAGUGAUUGUGGUUGCUGUUACAAACCGGGAGGCCCGAUCUCCUGCUCAUGGGAUCAGCCUUUUUCUGGUGGAAAAUGGAAUGAAAGGCUUCAUCAAAGGACGCAAGCUGAACAAAAUUGGCUUAAAAGCUCAAGACACAGCAGAGCUGUUUUUCGAAGAUGUGCGGUUGCCAGCCAGUGCCUUGCUUGGAAAAGAGAACAAAGGCUUCUAUUAUCUGAUGGCAGAGCUCCCUCAGGAAAGGCUGCUAAUUGCUGAUAUGGCUCUUGCCAGUUGUGAAUUCAUGUUUGAAGAAACAAGGAAUUAUGUGAAGCAAAGGAAAGCGUUUGGGAAGACAAUUGCACACUUGCAGACAGUCCAGCACAAGUUGGCAGAAAUGAAAACGCAGAUCUGCGUGGGCCGAGCUUUUAUGGACAACUGCUUGCAGCUGCAUGCGGACAAACGCCUGGACUCCUCCACAGCUUCUAUGGCAAAGUACUGGUCUUCUGAUCUCCAAAACAGCGUAGCUACACAGUGUGUCCAACUGCACGGAGGCUGGGGGUACAUGUGGGAGUACCCGAUUGCAAAGCUUUUUGUGGAUGCCCGUGUUCAGCCGAUCUAUGGUGGUACCAAUGAAAUAAUGAAAGAACUUAUCGCUAGAGACAUUGUCAGUGACAAGUAG
Eurypyga helias (sunbittern) is the source of this 1222-nucleotide messenger RNA. It is a transcript of the gene ACADL, whose product is annotated as acyl-CoA dehydrogenase, long chain. Gene Ontology annotation, cellular component: mitochondrion. The transcript is spliced from 10 exons. The annotation marks the transcript as partial. Gene Ontology annotation, biological process: long-chain fatty acid catabolic process; fatty acid beta-oxidation using acyl-CoA dehydrogenase; carnitine metabolic process, CoA-linked. NCBI's taxonomy places the organism in Eukaryota, Metazoa, Chordata, Aves, Eurypygiformes, Eurypygidae. Gene Ontology annotation, molecular function: flavin adenine dinucleotide binding; long-chain fatty acyl-CoA dehydrogenase activity. The record is from RefSeq and is a predicted model, not a curated record.